UGUUGUUGGAGCAACAUGGUGUAUUUAUUGAUGUUUUUGCCCUCCGCCUCUAGGAGCUGGUACACAAAGGUACAGCCUUCGUGACGUCACUCCUCAUCCGCGGCAGAGAGAGAGAGCGGCGGCGAUCCGCUGCGGAGGAUGCCUACCCCGCUGCGGGGAUAACCGCCAGGCGAGAUGGCCGUUACUUUCUUCCUCGUCACAUCCCGCACCGCGACGACCCCUCGGCACCCAUGAAGCCCCCGUUGAUGAAGCCAAAACCGGCCAAAGCAAGGCGGAAAGAGGCCACUGAGCGAGAGAAUGUACUGGCGCGUCGGGUUCGCCUGGACGCGCUCGUGUGUGGUUGAUCUUGGCCGGAACCAGAGCUUCUCCUUCGGCCUGGGCGGCUCCGAUGAGCAGCUCUCGUUUUAUGGGUACAUCAUCGCCUACCCUCUGCAGGACUACGGCGGGAUCAUGUCGGCCCUUGGGUCGGACUCGUGGUGGCGGAAAACGCUUUAUCUUGCCGGGGGCGCUCUGCUCGCCACCGCUGCCUAUCUAUUGCACGAGCUGCUCGCCAUCAGGAAAGAACAGGAGCUGAACUCUAAAGAUGCCAUCAUCCUUCACCAGUUCUCCAGGCCAAAGAGCGGAGUCCCUUCUCUCUCCCCCUUCUGCCUCAAGAUAGAAACCUACCUACGCAUGGUAGACCUGCCCUACCAGAACUACUUUGAUGGGAAGCUUUCUCCCCAGGGGAAGAUGCCAUGGAUAGAGUACAACCAGGAGCAGGUGUCUGGUACAGAGUUCAUCAUCGACUUCCUGGAGGAGAAGCUGGGCGUGAGCCUCAACAAGAACCUCAGUUCCCAGGAGAAGGCUGUGUCCCGGGCUGUCACGAAGAUGGUGGAGGAACACUUCUACUGGACCAUAGCGUACUGUCAGUGGGUGGACAACCUGGAGGAGACACAGAAGAUGCUGGCGGUGAGCGGGCCGCUGAGUGACCUACUCAAGUGGAUCCUGAGUCACCUGACCGGCGGCAUCGUGAAGAGAGAGAUGUACGGCCACGGGAUUGGACGGUUCACUAGGGAGGAGGUCUACACUCUGAUGGAAAAAGACAUGCGGACGCUGGCCACCCUGCUCGGUGAUAAGAAGUACCUGAUGGGUCCUAAGCUGUCCAUGGUGGAUGCCACUGUGUUCAGCCAUCUAGCCCCUGCUAUGUGGACCCUGCCGGGCACACGGCCAGAGCAACUCAUCAAAGGCGAGCUGAUCAACCUGGCCAUGUACUGUGAGAGGAUCCGCCGGCGCUUCUGGCCCGAGUGGUUCGUUGAUCUGGAGGACUUCUGUUACGAUGACACCACAGAGGACGAUGACUCCCUGUCCAAACUCCAAGACCUGGGGCUGUAUUCCCGCACAGACACCUUCCAGGAUGAGGCCAGUCCUCCUCACACACACACACACACACACACAAUCUCCCCAGACAGUGACCGCACAGGCCACUCGCUCUACGACUCGGACAUGGACACGGAGUGCUCCGAGAUGGAGCAGCUCAAGUGUUGACCGCCAUAUGACUCACACACAACACACACACACCGCCCCCAUACAGUGCCCUCUACCUGUUGAGGAGGGAAUAACUACUGGGGAGCAUUUCUAUUGCCAGUGGCUGUUGUUGCCUGUGCUAAUGAGGGAUGGUAUCAGAGCUUCUACACACAAUGUGAUAGAGGAACAAAAGACUGAAUAUUGAGAUAAAGGAAUAGCAAGAUUGAGAAGAUAAGGGUAAUAUAGCAAUAGAGAAAGAGCCCAAGAGGGAUAGAGAGAGGAAAAGAUCAACCUGGAAGAGAUAAAAGGGAAAGAGAGGAUGGAGAACAGAGUUGCAAAAGAAAGAUCAGGAAUUAAUGACGCAAUCACUGAGAAACUCCUCCACCUGGGUGAUGUCAACACCUGUCGCCCAGUUUCCUGUUGUCGAGUUGCUCUUCCCACGGCAACCAUGUGUGUUUGACAUACUGACCCCUGACUUGCAUCCUUGCAAAAUAUGAGUCAUUAUCUUGAUAUUAUAUAUGAUAUGUGGGGAACUGUUCAGGCAAGAUGUGAAUGAGUACAGUUCAAUAUGAGUAUAAAUAGUAUAGAUAGCCUGCAAAAUAUAUAUAUUAUCCCAAUGUCCUAUAAUGUAAAUACUCUGUGUGGUUCUUCUGUACAACCUCUCAGUGCUUGUUUGAUAUGACCAAACUUCCUGGUGACCUUCAACUAACCCCUUGUGCUGGUCUAGGUUUUAGGAAUUCUAAUGCAUCUAUUUCUACCCAGAUGACUGACACUUUGCAUCUGCAGUCAGGUCUUAACCCAUCAUUGAGUAUUUCGUCAGUCCUUUGUAGAAUGGUCAUUGAUGUUGAGGGCGAGUUGGAUUCAUCUCAAUAAUCUAAAGUGGAUUCAUCUCAAUAAUCUAAAGUGACUUCCUUUCCUCAUCUCCUCUCCUUCAUCUGCACAGAUCUGAAAACUUUGGAUAGGUGAAAGCAAUAUGGUAGAUGAUUACUGGAACUUUAUUCCACUUGUCCAAUUCUUUCACAUCAGAUGAAGAAGAGGAGGAGAGGCGGCUACAUGAGAUCUUUAGUUGUGUGUAUGUACAUUCAGCCAUUGAGAGCGGAUGAAAUAACCAUGUAGAAAUAGACUAAAUAGACUAGAUAUACUUGGAGGUGCAUGGCUAAUAGGUGCCAAUGAAAAUCACACUACCCUGCUGGUUAUCUGUUAUCUACGUUUCUACGCUUCCCUGUUUUAAUGUUUAUUGUGAUGCAGUGUGUGUGUGUGCCUCAGGCCAGAGAAAGCGAACAAAGAUGCAAUAGAUUGAAAUAACUAUUAGGCCUUUGCCCAGCCUCUUCUGUUCUCAUCAAAUACAUGGCGUGUCUACUCCCCUUUUAGAAUGAAUUGAUUCUAGAAAUAGAAGGAAUAGAAUGGCCAUUGUUACUUAUAGCAUCAAUUCACUCUGUGCUAUGCAUGAAACAACUACUAUAAUCCACAGUGUUGAUUGCCAGUCUUAUUUAAUAGUAGGCUACAGUAUGUGGAAUAGUGAAACAGUCUACUCUAAUCUUUCUAUUUCUAGUGCAUUGCUGAUGUAUGAUGGUGAGAUGUGGACAUUACAAGUGUUUGUCAGUCAGCGGACGCUUCUGGGUCCUGUGUGUGCGUGUAACAGAGGGUGUAGAAUUCUGUCCAUAUGGUGCAUCAAUGAGUCAUCGUACCUUGUGAGUUGAUUUUGAGGCGUACACCAUUUAUUCAUGCUGGGUGCUAACAGCUGACCCUAUACAGAUACAGACACAGAUACAGCCAGAUACAGAUACAUACACAGAUGCAUACAGAUACAGACACAUAUACAUACAGAUACAUACACAGAUACAUACAGACACAUACAGAUACAGACGCAGAUACAGACACAUACAGACAUAGAUAUAGACACAGAUAUACAUAGAGACACAGAUACAGACACAGAUAUAGAUACAGACACAGAUACAGACACAUAUACAGAUACAGACACAGAUACAGACACAGAUACAGACACAGACACAGACACAGACACAGACACAGAUACAGAUACAGAUACAGACACAGAUACAGAUACAGACACAGACACAGAUACAGACACAGAUAUAAACACAGAUACAGAUACAGACACAGAUAUAAACACAGAUACAGAUACAGAUACAGAUACAGACACAGAUACAGACACAGAUAUAAACACAGAUACAGAUACAGCUACAUGGCCACAGUAGAACACACAGAGACAGGACUCUCAUCUGUUCUAACGGUCGCAGCAGAGAAUAGUAAUGAAUGAGUAGUGAAGUAUUGGGUUCUCUUCAGGGCAGGUGUAGACGUUAGUAUGGAAACGAUGAUGAUUGUAAUGGUUAUGAUGGUGAUGUUUAUGAUGAUACGAUGACGAUCCUCUGCAAACCUUAUUAAGAAGUUUACUCUCCUGACCACAUCUUACUACAAAAGUCCUCCAUGCGGGGUAAAAGAGUGUGAAUGUACACAGUGAUACAUAAGCCUUUGUGUGUAGACGAUGCAUCAGUCUGUCACUGUCUGUGCCCCUAUACCCUGCCUGCAUGUUUCUUGCCUUCACUUAUACGAGCCAUGUGAGAGACACAGCCUUAUGGAUUUACUGUAAGGCCUAGGUGUUUGUUUACCUUUUAAGCCAGUGAAAGCAUAUAAUUUAUGUAUUUUAUAUGUACAUUAUUUAUUUUCUAUUUAUUUGUUUUCUAUUUGUUUUGUGUAUUCAUGUUUAUUGAUUCUGUUGUUUUACAUUUGGGGGUGAUGUUAUAAUGAGGCAUUAUUUGACUCUAUUAGUAAUGUAGCUAUUUAUUUUCUUAUAUUUUUGUACUUUUGUUCUAUUGCUGCCAAUUCUGGUUUUGUUUAGAUUCUCUCCUAUUUGAACAUGGUAAAGAGUGGAGUGUGAUUGGAUGUCUAUGUUGUGUGCGGACCUCUUAUUCUACUGGAACUGGGUUGCCAUUGGUUUGUCAGAACUAUGUUAUAAUCUAAAUCUCAACCUGAAGCAAACCUCUCUUAAUGGUUGCCAGAAUCGUGACAUGUUCAAUGUUUGAUGAAUGCUGAACUAACAAUGCUGAACUGUUUGGUGAAUGCUGAACUAACAAUGCUGAACUGUUUGGUGAAUGCUGAACUUUGGUAGUUGGGUUUAGGCUUGAGUCUAAACCAAACUACCAAAUGACCUGUGAGUUUCAUUGGGGCAUGCUUAUGUCCCUUAUCUAGUACACUGGCGUAGCAAACACACCUGCAGCUUGUGGAUCCCCAAUUUCCCCCCCCCUGCAAAUUAUUAUU
Messenger RNA from Oncorhynchus keta (chum salmon), 4779 nucleotides. RefSeq names its product failed axon connections homolog, metaxin like GST domain containing a (gene faxca). The transcript is spliced from 6 exons. Gene Ontology annotation, cellular component: cytoplasm. Bases 298 to 1524 code for a protein of 408 amino acids. Lineage: Eukaryota; Metazoa; Chordata; Actinopteri; Salmoniformes; Salmonidae. The record is from RefSeq and is a predicted model, not a curated record.